Molecule: messenger RNA, 2192 nt
Organism: Cannabis sativa
Lineage: Eukaryota; Viridiplantae; Streptophyta; Magnoliopsida; Rosales; Cannabaceae
Product: upstream activation factor subunit spp27
Exons: 7
Coding region: 251-1519 (422 amino acids)
Cellular component (GO): nucleus
Source: RefSeq, a predicted model, not a curated record
AUUGAAAUCACAAAAAUACCCUUGACAUCCAAUCCCCGCUCUCUUGCAGCGACUCUCCCCUCCGUUCACUCCCUUGUCUUUUUUUCUCAAAUUCCUAUGUUUUUUCAUUCUUUCACAUUCACUUGCAUGAGACGCCAUUUCUUUUUUCCAAAACGAAAAACAAGGGAUACUCGUUUCUCUCUCAUUUUCCCGGAAAAUUAAACAUACUUUUAAUCCGACGGAAAACUUCGAGGACUUCCGCCCUAACCCAAUGGUUUCUGACGAAGAACUCGUGAUCCGGCUCCGUGAGAUUCUAUGCGUUUCGGACCUUGAUACCACCACGCCCAGCAGUGUCCGCCGCCAGCUCGAGGCCGAUUUUGGGCUCGCUUUAUCAGACCGAAAAGCCUUUAUCCGCGAACAAAUCGACAUUUACCUGCAAUCCAACCUCACCAAACCUCAAGACCAGGAAGAGGAAGUUAAAGAAGGGGAUAAAGGAGCAGAGGUCGCUGAAGUAGAACAAGAGGAAGAAGGCGAAGCCGAAACGGAAGAGGGAGAAGACGAGGAUGAUAGUCAGGGCAAAGAUAGCAGAAAAGGAGGGUCGACCAAGGAGGAGAAAGUUAAAAAAAGAGGCGGCUUUAAUAAAUUAUGUAGCCUUUCUCCACAGUUGCAAGAAGUUGUUGGAGAGCCAGAAUUGUCCAGGCCAGAGGUUGUGAAGAAAGUAUGGUGCCACAUCCGGGAAAAUAAUCUGCAGGAUCCCAAUAAUAAGAGAAAUAUUAUUUGUGAUGAACCAAUGCGUGCCAUUUUCCGUGUUAAAACAAUUAAUAUGUUUCAAAUGAAUAAAGUUCUGUCGAAGCAUAUCUGGCCAUUAAGCACAGAAGAUGGAAUUGUGAAACAAAAGCAAAGAGCUGAUGCAAUUGACGAUUGUCAGUCUGAAGUAGAAUCCAGUAAGACAGUGGAAGAAGUGGAAGAGGAAGAGGAAGAGGAAGUAAAAGUAAAAGUAAAAGAUAGUAAACCAAACAAAAGGAAACGAGGUAAGUCUGCUGAAGUGGAUAAAGGUGUUAAAAAGAAAGCAGGUGGUUUUACUAAAGUGUGUAGCCUUUCUCCACAACUUCAAUUGUUCAUUGGAGAGUCCAAAUUGGCAAGAACAGAGGUUGUCAGGAGACUUUGGCGCUAUAUUAAGGAGAACAAUCUACAAGAUCCAAAGAACAAGCAAAACAUAAUAUGUGAUAAGUCAUUGCAUACCCUUUUUAAUGUUGAUAUCAUCAACAUGUUUCAAAUGAAUAAAGCCCUAGCAGCGCACAUAUGGCCAUUGAAGAUAGAAGAUGAAGCUCCAGCGGACUCUUCACAAAGGGAUGAUAAGGCUAGACAGGAUCAAGAAGAAGGUGAUUUGGAUGUUAAUGUUACCACAUGUUUGUUUUCUUUUUGUAUGCCAUUCAUUUAUAAUUCUGGUGGUGUCUUUUUUUAUAUUAUUUUAUUUUUCAUUUGGUGGAUUUCUUCAAACUUUUGGUGGUUUGAUUCAUUUACAUUGUUUGACGUAUAGCAUCUCCAGCAGACUCUUCACAAAGGGAGAAGCAGUCUGACGAAGAGCAAGAAGAGGGUAAGAUACCAUAUUUGACUAUACCAAAUUGGACUGUAGAUGUUAACAGGGUAUUUAUAUGUUUCAUGGAUAGGUUGAGUGGUCAAGUCCAUCUGUUCUCUCCUAUUUAGCAAUAUUGCUCGAGUUUGCUGCCUCUCAGAAAUUGUAGUGUUUGACAAGAGAGGGACCAGUGUCAAGGAAAAAUAUUAGUUAUUGAGUGUGCAUUCAUAAAUUUGGUUAUGGCUUAACUUACAUAGCCAACUAAUCAAGACAUGACUGAGGUCCCUUAUUGUUGUUUCUGGAACAGCGGGCAACUUUUGUUCUUUUAGAUAUAGAUGAGUGCGAACAAAAAUAAAAAUAGCCAAAGAAAGGAGGUUCUGGUCUUCUUAAAUUGGGGACUUUUAGGUGUAGCACCAAAAUAUUUUAGUAUGCUGCAGAUUCUGAUUUGUCAAUUGGCAUUUGUGGUAGCUUUAGUGAUACGAGAGUUAUACUUUAGUAGUUAAGGGCAACUCACAUAAUUCUGAGAUUAGGGCAUUUACUAUUCUGUAAUGAAAACAAUUGUAAAGUGAUUGAUAAUUCACAGAAGCAUUUCCUAAAUGUGUAAGUGCACAUGUAUAUAAUGAGAUUAUGAAAUAUU